Etheostoma cragini (Arkansas darter) is the source of this 3617-nucleotide messenger RNA. RefSeq names its product ATPase Na+/K+ transporting subunit alpha 2a (gene atp1a2a). Bases 223 to 3252 code for a protein of 1009 amino acids. The record is from RefSeq and is a predicted model, not a curated record. Gene Ontology annotation, cellular component: membrane. The transcript has 24 exons. Gene Ontology annotation, biological process: intracellular potassium ion homeostasis; proton transmembrane transport; potassium ion import across plasma membrane. Lineage: Eukaryota; Metazoa; Chordata; Actinopteri; Perciformes; Percidae. Gene Ontology annotation, molecular function: P-type sodium:potassium-exchanging transporter activity; ATP binding; ATP hydrolysis activity.
UGGUGAGGGGUGCACAUAGGCUCUGGGGAGGGCAUGCACGGAUCAGGUUACCUUGACAGGAGGGAGCAAGAUGUGAAGGAACGGGAUGGUUGGUGUGGGGGUGCAAGGCCCAAAAAAAGCCACCAAUGUCUUCCACACGUGAGGGCGGGAGGCCUCAGCUGUGGCGGGGACCCUGAGUGCAGUCUUUUCACAUUCUAACCUGCCGACGCCAGGACUUCCAGCAUGGGCAGAGGGUGUGGUGCCGAUGGAGGGAAGGCGAAGAAGAAGGAAAGGGACUUGGAUGAGCUGAAGAAGGAGGUGUCCUUGGACGACCACAAAAUAUCUCUGGAUGAUCUGGGGAAACGCUAUGGAGUGGACCUUGCGAGGGGCUUGACCAAUGCCAAAGCGUUGGAGAUUCUUGCCAGGGACGGUCCAAACGCCCUGACCCCUCCCCCCACCACACCUGAGUGGGUCAAGUUCUGCCGUCAGCUGUUUGGCGGCUUCUCCAUCCUGCUCUGGAUCGGUGCCAUCCUCUGCUUCCUAGCUUACACCAUCCAGGUGGCCACAGAGGACGAGGCGCCCAAUGACAAUUUGUAUCUGGGCGUGGUGUUGGCAGCCGUGGUCAUCAUCACCGGUUGUUUCUCCUACUUCCAAGAAGCCAAGAGCUCCCGAAUCAUGGACUCAUUCAAGAAAAUGGUGCCACAGAAAGCAUUGGUGAUUCGGGAGGGGGAGAAGAUGCAUAUCAAUGCUGAGCUUGUGGUGCAGGGAGAUCUGGUGGAGAUUAAAGGGGGAGACCGCAUCCCAGCUGACCUUCGAGUGGUCUCCUCCAGCGGGUGCAAGGUGGACAACUCGUCUCUGACGGGAGAAUCUGAGCCUCAGACUCGCACCCCGGAGUUCACGCACGACAAUCCUCUGGAGACCCGUAACAUCUGUUUCUUUUCCACCAACUGUGUCGAGGGAACGGCCCAUGGAAUUGUGGUAGGCACCGGUGACCGAACGGUGAUGGGUCGCAUCGCCACGCUGGCGUCAGAGCUGGAAGUCCGCCGGACACCCAUCAACAUAGAGAUUGAACAUUUCAUCCACCUCAUCACAGGCGUGGCCGUCUUCCUGGGCAUGUCCUUCUUCAUCCUGUCAAUUAUACUGGGCUACACCUGGCUGGAGGCCGUCAUCUUCCUCAUUGGCAUCAUCGUGGCAAAUGUACCCGAGGGACUGCUGGCUACUGUCACUGUGUGUCUGACGCUCACUGCCAAGCGAAUGGCCAAGAAGAACUGUCUGGUAAAGAACCUGGAGGCCGUAGAAACUCUGGGCUCCACCUCCACCAUCUGCUCCGACAAGACGGGCACGCUGACCCAGAACCGCAUGACCGUGGCCCACAUGUGGUUCGACAACCAGAUCCACGAGGUGGACACCACCGAGCACCAGACUGGUUUGGGUUUUGACAAGAGCUCUGCUACCUGGGCUUCUCUUUCUCGUGUGGCCGGCCUGUGCAACAGAGCUGAUUUCAAAGGCGGACAGGAGGAAUUUCCCAUCCUGAUGAGGGAGACAGCGGGGGACGCAUCAGAGUCAGCUCUGUUGAAAUGCAUCGAGCUGUGUUGUGGGAGUGUUCGGGAAAUGAGAGCUAGAAACCUCAAAGUGGCAGAGAUCCCCUUCAACUCCACCAACAAAUACCAGCUCUCUGUCCAUGAAGUGGAGGACAAUCCCUCUGGUCAUAUUCUGGUCAUGAAGGGAGCGCCGGAGAGAAUCUUGGACAGGUGCAGUAGGAUUAUGCUCCACGGCCAGGAGCUGCCCCUUGAUGAAACCUGGAGAGAGUCUUUCCAGAAUGCCUACAUGGAGCUUGGAGGACUGGGAGAGAGAGUUCUGGGCUUCUGCCACACAAAUCUGUCUUCCACCCAGUUCCCUCGAGGAUUCAACUUCGACAGCGAAGAAACGAACUUCCCCACCGAGCAGCUCUGCUUCCUGGGUCUCAUCUCCAUGAUUGAUCCGCCGCGUGCCGCUGUGCCUGACGCAGUGGGUAAAUGCCGCUCUGCCGGUAUCAAGGUGAUCAUGGUGACAGGGGACCACCCAAUCACAGCCAAAGCCAUCGCUAAAGGUGUGGGCAUCAUCUCUGAGGGCAACGAGACGGUUGAUGACAUCGCUGAGAGACUCAACAUUCCUCUGAGCCAAGUCAACCCCCGGGAUGCGAAGGCUUGCGUGGUCCACGGUGCAGACCUAAAGGACAUGAGCCCCGAGUACCUGGACGACCUGCUGAGGAACCACACUGAGAUAGUGUUCGCUCGCACCUCUCCUCAGCAGAAGCUCAUCAUAGUGGAGGGCUGCCAGAGACAGGGGGCAAUCGUGGCCGUGACAGGCGACGGAGUGAAUGACUCCCCGGCCUUGAAGAAAGCCGACAUCGGCGUUGCCAUGGGGAUUGCCGGCUCCGAUGUGUCCAAGCAGGCAGCCGACAUGAUCCUGCUGGACGACAACUUUGCCUCCAUUGUCACCGGAGUGGAGGAGGGUCGUCUCAUCUUUGACAACCUGAAGAAGUCCAUUGCAUACACGUUGACCAGUAACAUCCCAGAGAUCUCGCCCUUCCUCCUCUUCAUCUGUGCAAGUGUUCCUCUUCCGCUGGGGACUGUCACCAUCCUCUGCAUCGACCUGGGCACUGACAUGGUUCCGGCCAUCUCAUUGGCUUAUGAGACAGCUGAGAGUGACAUCAUGAAACGCCAACCAAGGAAUCCCAAAACAGACAAGCUGGUCAAUGAACGCCUCAUCAGCAUGGCAUACGGGCAGAUAGGGAUGAUCCAGGCUCUUGCUGGUUUUUUCACCUACUUUGUGAUUUUGGCUGAGAACGGCUUCCUCCCGAAGAACCUGGUGGGCAUCCGCAUCAGGUGGGACGACCGUGAAGUAAAUGAUGUGGAGGACAGCUAUGGGCAGGAGUGGACCUAUGAGCAGAGGAAGAUCAUUGAAUUCACCUGCCACACCUCCUUCUUCAUCAGCAUCGUUGUCGUGCAGUGGGCCGAUGUUAUUAUCUGCAAGACCAGGAGGAACUCCCUCUUUCAGCAGGGCAUGAAGAACAGGAUCCUGAUCUUCGGUCUGUUUGUUGAGACGGCUCUGGCUGCCUUCCUCUCCUACUGCCCUGGAAUGGACAUCGCCCUGCGCAUGUACCCCCUAAAGCCCCUGUGGUGGUUCUGUGCCUUCCCAUACAGUCUUCUCAUCUUCAUUUAUGAUGAGGUCCGUAAAUUAAUUCUGAGGAGGAGCCCCGGAGGUUGGGUGGAGAAGGAGACAUAUUAUUAAUAUUCAGAAAAUGUCAUUUUGAAUUGUGUGUGCGUGUGUGUGUGUGUGUGUGUGUGUGUGUGUGUGUGUUUGUGUGUGAGAUCGUGAGGGUAGAACUGUGUGUGUCGGUCAGUUGUAAUAUUGCAUGGAUCAGUUCACAUAUCUGAUUAUCAUAAAAAAUACUGCUGAAAAUAGGCUUUUCAUUGUGCUUUGAGUUUUUCUUUUUUUGUUUUCUCAGAAAACAUUUCCAGCAAAACAAUGGUAAUGUACCUGUGUGCAUUAUAUAAACUGUUCCCAGAGGGACAUAUCAUGGCCUGUGUGGCUCUAAAGGAAUACCAAAUGUUGUUCAUUGUGUGUAAUGUACCAAAUAAAAUGUAUUCCGAAAU